Molecule: messenger RNA, 1232 nt
Organism: Syngnathoides biaculeatus (alligator pipefish)
Lineage: Eukaryota; Metazoa; Chordata; Actinopteri; Syngnathiformes; Syngnathidae
Gene: hikeshi
Product: heat shock protein nuclear import factor hikeshi
Exons: 1
Coding region: 205-804 (199 amino acids)
Biological process (GO): protein import into nucleus
Cellular component (GO): cytosol; nucleus
Molecular function (GO): Hsp70 protein binding; nuclear import signal receptor activity
Source: RefSeq, a predicted model, not a curated record
UAUUGGUUGCGACGGCGGCAGCCGCUGUUAGCGGCUGCUCGAGCUACGCCCCCAGCUCGACUACCGCUCCAAAACCUUCUGGGACUUUCUACCGUCUUCCGUCGGUCGGAGCGGAGCGCGGCUCGCCGUCGUCGGCGCUUCCAGCCGCACCCGCACCCGCACCCGCAGCUCGACUACCGCCGGGACUCCGGUAAAGCUAAGGCCAUGUUCGGCUGCUUGGUGGCCGGCCGCCUGGUGCAGACCGACGCGGUCCAGGUGGCCGCCGACAAGUUCGUCUUCAACCUCCCGGAUUACGAGAGCGUCAACCACGUGGUGGUGUUCAUGCUCGGCACCGUGCCGUUCCCCGCCGGCAUGGGCGGCGCGGUCUACUUCUCCUUCCCGGACCCGGAGAGCGGCGGGCAGGUGUGGCAGCUGCUCGGCUUCAUCGCCAACGACAAGCCGAGCGCCAUCUUCAAGAUCUCGGGCUUGAAGGCGGGCCAGGGCGCGGGCUCGCACCACCCCUUCGGCACCGUGGCCGCGGCCGCUCCGUCCGUGGCGCAGGUCGGCGUUUCCGUGGAGCCGCUGGAGCAGCUGGCCCAGCAGACGCCGGUGUCGGGGGCGGCGGCGACCACCGCCGACACGCUGCGGCUCUUUACGCAGAAGAUGCUCGACAGUUUGUACAACUUCGCGUCGUCGUUCGCCGUCACGCAGGCGCAGAUGGCGCCCGACCCCAGCGAGACCUUCGUGCCGUCCAGCUGCAUCGUCAAGUGGUACGACAGCUUCCAGAGGCGCAUGAACCAGAACCCCAACUUUUGGAAAAACUGAACUUGAGUACGUCGCCGACCCGGCGUGCCCGAAGGAUGCGGACGACAGUUGAGACUCUUUUAACCUGUGUCGAAUACAAAAUUGGAAACAAUUGACAGAUUUGGGCCUCAGCUCGCCGUGCCAAAGCUUCGUCGUCGUUGUUGUUGUUGUUUUUGCUUCAGGCUACAUCAAUCCAUUUACACAUCUUAUUUCUUUCGAUUCGUAAAAACUGAGGUUUUGCUGGAGAGAGGAAGACCCCCUCCCCCCCAAUUUUUUUUUUGGGGGGGGUGGUAUUAGAGUUUUGUGAGCAUCAGGUGUAAAGACCUCUUCAUCGACAAGUCAUUUUUGCAGAGAUCGGCAGUGAAGAAAUGGUACAAAUUUGUAAAUGGUUGUCUGUAAUUGAAACCUCCACCCCCAAAUUAUUCAAUAAAGCAGCUAUGUACCAUCAA